Molecule: messenger RNA, 1938 nt
Organism: Tuber aestivum (summer truffle)
Lineage: Eukaryota; Fungi; Ascomycota; Pezizomycetes; Pezizales; Tuberaceae
Source: the annotation of a GenBank genome assembly
AAUUGAACCUCGCGCUAGAACAAAACCGACUCCCCGAGCCCCUGCUUGAGAUAGAAGAAAAGUAAAAAAACACCGCACCAUGCCAGUAGAGGCAACACCGACGUCCUAGCUCCAGGUUCAAUUAUUCGAGUUCUUACGGUAACGCGGCUGUCAGAACUCCCAUCACCUCUACCCAAAACCCUCCAUUUCCUAUUCGUCGUUUCAAUUAUCUAUUCAUCAUGGGCAAAGCCAAGAAAUCGUUGCGGGAUUUCAUUAACGAGAUCCCGAAUUCAAAGCUUACCGGAUUCCCUGAGAGUACCGGGAUGAUUUACUCGGAUCGAAACUUCUGAUUAGACAUGCAAGGCGUAAGUACCCCUAAGGGCCGUGAGUAGGCUUCGUUACAGGGGCCCUGUUUGUGAUAAGUGGGGAAAAAUUAUGAGGAGAGAAUACUAAUAGCCAAAUAGAAGACCACCGAUGGCCGAUAUAACUUGCAAGUUCAAAUCAACAGGGGGACGACCAUUUCAACCCUUCAGGGUUUCGCUGCAGAAACGGUGGCCGGACCAGUCCUCGCCACGGGAACCAAAUCCGCCAGCACAAUUCGGGCCGGCCUCUUAGACACGAUGCAGUUCUGACUCUUGCGGACCCGCCCCUUGCUUAAUCUCAUGGUUUCCUUUUCGCACGUCUUGCUCGACUCAUCAACCGCUAUCUCCCGCACCCCUCCACCCUCAUAAAAUACACAGGACCGCGGCUACUACUAGGUUGGGGGGCCGGGAGCAGCAGAAGCCUUGAUUGUUUUUGCAGGGGAAAAUUUUCUCUUUUGUCUACUUCCUCUUCUUUUAUGUAUUUUUAUAUUUUUCUUGUUCUCUGUCCUCUUUUUUUAACCUACCUACACUAGGUUUCCGCGCGUCCUCCUAUACGAAAGGAACUCUACUCAUGUUGUAUUAUAUAAAUAGAAGAUAUGGGGGAGCUGGGAGAGGCGGAGGCGGAUUUGUCAAUUCCUUCCUUUCUGUUGAAAAGGAAAAUGGUUUUUUAAAAAUAAUAAUUUUAUUCUCUUCGUGCUUCGGGCUUUCUUGGCUUUAAUAGCUUGUCUACUAAACUAGUACCCUGAGCAAAAAAGAGAUAGUCAAAGCUGGACAAGAAAACAGAAAGGCAGUCGAUCACCAUUAACCAUAUGAUAAAUGAGAAACACAUCCCGCGGCCUCUAUACCUCAAGUGGUGAUUAUACCACAACGAACGGGGUUGCAUCUACUACCGGUACUUAGUACAGUACGAGUACAGGGGUGUUCAGUCAAUGGGCCAAAAGUGGUUGCCUAGCAACUACAAGAAGACUUACCAGUAUUAGACAUUCAACCAGAUCGGCCAUGUGAGCCUCGGACCGAUCACAAGCUGAGGCUCUUCCCCUGCAAAAGAAAAAUAUCUGCCGUCUUGGACUAUUCUCUAUCUUUAGUUCCUCCGGACCCGGGAGCUCCAUCGAACCUUCUUUCCCAUCUUCUUAUUCCCCUUGUUUAAGCUCAACUGCAUACCUCCUAAAACGAACAAUGGCUCCAGCACUUCCAACAACCACUUCAUCAUACUGGGCGACCAUGAACGGUCACUCGCCUGAUCAAUAGUAUCAUGGGCAACGUGAAACACCAAGAUGUAUCGAAAUAUGAUAUCUGGGCCUUGGGACUCCCAGUACAGGAAAGGACCCCAUAUAAUGGGCGAUACAGUUAGACAAACCCCUCUCUUGCCAUCCUGCCAAGAUUCGAUUAUGCAAGCGGCGCCUUUUCAGUCUCCCCAGACGGGAAGGUGAUGGGUAUAUUGCAACGGUACACUCUACAUAGACUGAUGGGGGGGCACCGUCACCUAUGCCUAUUACCUCUCGGCCAUCCCACAGAUUCUCGUAGUCGGAAUGGGGAGAUCGGGUAGCCGCGCUAGGCCCCACCUGCAGGGUAGCGCCUGAGGAACCGGGAGGCCCUU